UGGCAUUAGCCCGUCAACUUACCACUCAAGUUUUUCUCUCUGAAUGCUAAGUCAUGGCUCUCUUUGAACUUAGUGGCAUUAAUUCUCGUGCUAACUUUAAAACUACUGAAGAUGGUAAUUUAAACGACGAAGUGCAUUCCCUAAAUAUUUUUGGGAAUCCUACUCAACUAGCCUUGCCGCCACUGGGUUGCCCCAAUCACAAGAACCUUGUUGACGAGCAUGGCAGAGAAAUGAAAAUAAAUUAUGACCAUGGUACCACAACAUUGGGCUUCAAAUACCAAGGGGGAAUUGUUCUUGCUGUAGAUUCAAGAGCUACUGGAGGACAGUACAUUGGAUCUGGAUCUGUAAAAAAAAUCAUUGAAAUCAAUGACUUUUUACUUGGGACUAUGGCUGGUGGAGCUGCCGAUUGUACCUAUUGGGAACGUGUUCUUUCAAAGCAGUGCAGAUUGUAUGAGUUGCGUAAUAAGGAACGCAUCUCUGUUGCUGCUGCAUCCAAACUGCUUGUGAAUAUGGUGUAUAAUUACAAAGGCAUGGGGCUUAGUAUGGGAGUAAUGAUUGCUGGUUGGGACAAGAAGGGCCCUGGUUUGUAUUAUGUUGAUAAUGAUGGUACUAGAACCCCAGGACAGGUCUUUUCUGUAGGAUCUGGAUCCCUAUAUGCGUAUGGUGUCCUUGACUCUGGCUACAGGCAUGAUCUUGAAGAUGAAGAAGCGUACGAACUCGGACGUAGGGCUAUCUAUCAUGCAACAUAUCGUGACGCAAGCAGCGGUGGUAUUAUUCGAGUCUAUCAUAUUAAAAGUACUGGAUGGGUCAAGAUUUCUGAACAAGAUUGCACAGAGCUUCAUUACCAGUAUGAAGAAGCUGAGCGUGGCUCUAAAUAAUUUCUUAUUAUUUCAUUCAAUCUGAACUUCUUGAUUCAUUAUGGUAAAUGAAAUACAUUUAAUAAAGUUUGA
This is a messenger RNA of Daphnia carinata, 950 nucleotides long. It is a transcript of the gene Prosbeta5, whose product is annotated as proteasome subunit beta type-5-like. The record is from RefSeq and is a predicted model, not a curated record. Gene Ontology annotation, cellular component: proteasome core complex. Bases 54 to 878 code for a protein of 274 amino acids. NCBI's taxonomy places the organism in Eukaryota, Metazoa, Arthropoda, Branchiopoda, Diplostraca, Daphniidae. Gene Ontology annotation, molecular function: threonine-type endopeptidase activity. The transcript is spliced from 5 exons.